UUCUGUUGACUUACAUAUGACAGGAUGCACCUCUUGCGAUGACUCUCAUAAUAAAAGCUCGAUCUACUGCUUGUGAAAAUCGAAAACAGAGGAGCGUCGACAACAGGAAGAAAGUUCAGUCACCGUCUAUACAUGAACAGCUGAUAUUGGGAUAUUGUACAGAAAGAUAGGACCGAAUUGAGGCCUUUUCAAGUGCGGACAAUUGAUUAACUGCACAGCAGAGUCCCCCACAGUAUGACAAAAUGAGCAGUGAUGACAAAAUAAGCAGUGAUGACAAUCCUAGUCAGUCAAGCGGCCAACUCCGGAUUGUUGACAGAGGAAUAGAUACACGUGUGCAGAUUGGACAGAACAACACUUUCGUCACCCUGAACCUCCCAGAUGGUCUCGCAGAAUCGGAAAUACCAACUGUUGAAACCUUUGACAACAACUCUGGAACAGCACAAGGGCAGGUUCAAAACAUAGAUCCAAGUGUAAGUGUGCACAUGCUGGGACAGAGAGGGAAAUUACAAGUAGGACCAAGUAAUCUAGCUGUUACUGUCAGCAGCAAAAGAAAAGGAGCAGGUAGAGAGAGCCCCACAAGUCAGACACAGACGGGUCUGCCGUUGAAUGUUGAAGCUGUCCAGGAGCAGAGUGCAUCAGAUAAAUCUGGGGAUGAUUUGUAUGGAGCAAUACACCUGGCACCAGAAGGAUCUUAUGAGACCUACAAUAGCCUGGAUCUGAGAGCACAAACCCACAGGAAACAGACUGCCAGAACUGGCGAUGAAGCCGAGGGAGAUAUUUGGGGAACAACAGGCAGUGUAGCUCAACACACAAGUUUUCCUGUACCCAAAGACGAGAAACAGCUUUCUGGGAAUCCCUCACGGUUUAAGAUGUCAGAUUCUCACUAUAUACCAAAGAGGCAAGAUGAUGAUAAAUCUGGACAUUUUGUGACUCAAGCAAUGUCUUCUGAGAUGAAAACUGUCCCAACUAUGUAUGCUGAGAGGGCAACACAAACAGAAGGUUAUGUUGCUGGUGAUGAAAGCGGAAUCCACUUCCAAGAAGUUCGCGGAAACUAUGUGCAGUGUGGCUCAAACAACAAUAUUGUCAAUAUAGAAGUAAAUAAGAACUUUUUUCCCACUGCAAAGGGUGGUGUACUUACAGUGAGUGAUUCCACUAAACCACUGGUUAGCUUCACAUGGAAAGGAAACGAUGGAAAGGUGAAUGAGGAAGUUAACAGUGUGAAGUCCUUGUGGACACUACAGUUGGAGGAACUGUUCCAGAGCAUGUAUGGGGAAGUACUGUCCCACAUGUCAUACAGCCUCUUUUCUCCUCUGAGGAAAAUAAUUGUGGACAUUUUCAAGAAGUAUGAUGCCAGACUUACUUCAGUUUGCAGUGGGUCUCUGCUGUUUGUGUUCCAACAUGCUGAUGAGGAGUCUGCACAGAGAAUGGUUGCAGACAAGGAGGUUGUGCGAGAGAUGUUCCACCAGCUGCUGUUGGGGAUGGGAAAGGGGGAAAUAGAGUUCACGCUGGAGGCAGCUGUAAAUACAGGUGACUGUAUGGAGGUUGAAACAGGUGGAAAUGUAGGUGGUGAUGAAGAUGUUGAUACUGAUCCUCUGGCAAGUUUCCCUCUCGACUUUGAACCUCUGAUGCGGACACUGAAGUCAAGCAUCCAACAAAAAUCGGAUGAGGAUGCUUCCAAGAGAACCAAAGAGCUGAAGGAGAUGCAAGAACGUCUGCAGUCAAUGGAGACCAUUUUUGAAAGGAUGCAACAUAGUAUGAAUGAACACAUGGACAGUACUCGUAGUGACAUGGACAGAGGCAGGAAGGAGAUCAGUGAGUUCACACAAACUGUGCUGGAGACUGUGCUGAAGAAGAAGGAGCAAGAUCAGCCCUCAACAGGAGAACAAACCCCAGCCAUCUCACCUGGUGUCUCACGGGUUCUGGCACCACUGAUGGACCCUAAAAAUCUUACUUCAGCUGAAAUUUAUACCCAAAUGGAGCCAAUGGUUUUACAGGCACUAAGAUGUGAUCCUUCAUGCACAACUAAGCAAACGGAUAAGCCAUUACCUGCAACUGAACGCAAUGAAUCCCCACAAAUGGCAUCCACAAGAACAACAUCCCCAGAAAUUGAUGAGGAAGUACCAAAGCCCCAAGGUGAACAGGAACAUGUUUUAAGACAUGGUCCAACUGGAGAUUCGUCUGGCAGCGAUGCACACUUCAUUCCUUCAAAGACUGAACAUCUGAGUCCUGAACAUCAAAUAGAAUCUGUCAAGGAGGGCAAAGACACUCCUUCAAAACAAGUGUAUGAAGAUGCUGAGAAGCUGCUGACUUCCCUGAAUGUAGGACUGAGCUCAAGUCCAGAAGUCCGGCGCCUCACUGACGCUGUAGUUGCAGCCCUGGUGGAUGAUGUUCCACCACCACCAAGAGCAAAGAGCAUGGACACUGUGUUAUGCCUGGAUGUGUCAGACAGCAUUGGGCUGCAAGGCCUAGAGGAAGUCAAGGAGAUUGCCAACAACUUUGUAGAUGGAAUUGAGGACAUAGCUGAGCAGCACGGACUUGAGGAGAAUGUGGGCGUGGUGUCACUGGGAGGAGGAGCCAAGGUUGUCCAGCAGCUCACCAACGACUACGGAGCAGUCCGAGAUGCUAUAGAUGAGUUAGUAUGUCACGGAAGAAGUCCAAUGUUUGAAGCCCUCAUGGUAUGUGUGGCAGCCAUAAAAGGACGGGGAGGUGUGCUGAGUGUUGGAGGUGCCCACAAGAUACGCCCGAGGAUAAUCUUCAUCACAGAUGGCCGGGCUACUAAUGAGAGUACUGAGACUGGACCUGACACUGCCUUAACAGAUCAUAACACUAAAAUCCGGUUGAUUCAAUUAGUGAGUGAGAUGUCUCCCAAGAAACACAGUACAACUCCACAUCCUGUUGUAUGGGUCCCUGUUGGAGAUGCUGACAAUGGUUUCCUUUCAUCACUUUCAAAACUUGGCUCCGGGAAUAUCAUCGAAAGCAAGAACAUCAAAAAUCUGUGUACCUACUACAGGGUAGAGGAAAACAUAGGGCGAAUCUUCAUGUGUGUCAUGAACAACUCUGGAGACUGGAGUAACCUGGAUGAAGCAAUCGAGGCCGUUGCAGAGGCCUUCAUUGGAGACAUGAAUCCAGAGGAAAAGAAUCACAUCAUCCAGAAGGUGAAGGAGAAGCUGGAGUCCAAGGAGGAAAGUAGUGUUGAUGAUGACCCUCAAGGAUAUGACAACAUUAAGGAGCUCAAGCACCUGCCUCCCCUUGGGUCAAGGGUUAUCAGAGGUCCUGACUGGAAGUACCAGAACCAGGAUUUAAAUGGACCAGGAACAAUUAUCAACCAUGCUGAUGAUGACAAGCUUAUCUGGGUUCUCUGGGACUUGAACAGCACUGUGUGUCGCUACAGAUUUGGCUGUCAACACAAGUAUGACAUAUGUGUGGAGGUUGACAAACCAAGAACACUCAAGGAGGAUGAACUGAUUGAGAUUGGAUGUCGGGUUAAAAGAGGUGCUGACUGGCCGUAUCAGGAUGAGGAUGGUGGACCAGGUAACACUGGUAUGGUCAUCAGGAAAAGGAAGGACAACAGUGUGAAGGUGAGAUGGGAAAACGGCAAAAUUCAGCCCUGCAGGUAUAUCACUCAAGAGGGAAAGUUUGAACUGGAGAUAUGUUCCUCUGAAGCCCCAUCAGAUACCGGCAGUCAGAAUGUGUUGUCAGCAAGCGCUAUUCCUCUGAAGGAUGAUCACAAAGAACCUGCACCUGUUAUGCCAACUCCUGAAAAACCUCACACGCUGUGGCAGUGGCUUGAUGACCCUGGUCAGUGGAGGCUGUAUGACAGGGAGAAUAAUGACAAACUCACCAGGGAGUUCAUUCGAAAACCCAAAGGAUCUUGUAUAUUACAGAAGCAUGGGAGAAGUUUCCGUGUCUUGUUCAGCUUGAUGCAGGAGAAGUGUGUUGAUGAAGGCAUCAGACAUGAUGUCCGACGACUAGUUGUCGAUGAUGAAGAGAAAGAUGAAUACAUAGCUAAAGACAUUUCAUUGAAUUAUGGACACUCAUGGACAUGAGGACGAUGUUCGUAUUGCUUGAUGGAAAAGUGCUGUCCUUGCUGUGUCUUCCAAGGUGGAGUGUGUCCUCCCAAGUGUAUAAUUCACUCCAUGUAACAGUCAUAGGUGUCAGCAUCAUAGUUUCAGUUUCAGAUUUGUUUGUUUCUAAUUGUUUGUAUUACUCAGUAUGUAAAUUACCUAUUACCAAUGAGAAUUAGUGACCACAUGAGAUUGUGUUUAUGAGUAACACUUAAUUAGCGGCUUCAACUUUUUUCAUUUUAACAUUAUUGUUUCUGCAGAGGCACAUGAUGUAGAAUAUCAUCAUAGAUUUAGUGUUAUGAAAAUGCUUUUAGUCCAAAGGUAUUUUUGUGCCAUGUCCAGUAUGGUUUUGUAUAGUUUGAUCCCCAUGCUAAACAUACAUACAAACUCAUACAUCUGGGAAGGUUAUACAGAACAAGGAUGCAAUAUGAGGAAAGCUUGCUAGGAUUGUUGGAAAAUGUAAUAUUAUUUUUGAAAAGAGACUCAUGACAAUGAUAAUCUUCACUACAUCUGCAAUGGAUAUCCUGAGGAAGUGUCACUGGAAACACACUUUCCUCAGUAUCAUUGUUAUCAGGUCUUCUUUGACAGCUCAUUUAUAUUCAUGUCAUGAUUUAGACAUGGAAGAGAUCUAGCAGGGUAAUUAUGCAUAACUGAAACUUGUAUCAAUCUAUGCAUGUACAAAGUUUUUGUGAUGUAUCGCUUAGGUUCGGAAUAAAUAUUAUGGAGGCAGUGUACUGUCCCAAUGAGGUUCCUGGUGAAACCCUUUCUAACUGGCGUGCUGAUGUGGUUGUGGGGAACUGGCUCAGCAAAGAGUCCGAAGUCACAAGAAGCUAAUUACAAUUAUAUUUACAAGAA
This is a messenger RNA of Haliotis rubra (blacklip abalone), 4919 nucleotides long. RefSeq lists its product as uncharacterized. Gene Ontology annotation, molecular function: ubiquitin-protein transferase activity; metal ion binding. The record is from RefSeq and is a predicted model, not a curated record. Bases 243 to 4046 code for a protein of 1267 amino acids. Lineage: Eukaryota; Metazoa; Mollusca; Gastropoda; Lepetellida; Haliotidae. The transcript has 26 exons. Gene Ontology annotation, biological process: protein ubiquitination.